CAAGUCACUUCUUAGCAACCAGGGACCCUAGCCGGGCGACCCUCUUCCUGGUCUGGGGGCCGGGCCUGGCUGGGUCAGGGCACCCUUGAUGGGCAGGCCGAAUCUCACAAGUUCCUCCCCCAGCCCAGGCCUUGCUCGGGGCCAAAGAGGGUCCUGGAGAAAGAACCUGCAGGCUCUGRGCAAGGCAGUUUCGUCCUCAGCCCCUCACCCUGCCCAAGCCGGGUCUGUAGUUGCAAAAGACAGGUGUCGGGUUACAGCUGGGGCUAUAGUUAGCCGCAGAGACUUUGUUUAGCAGUUGGGGGACAGCGCUGCGCCUGCAGGAACUUUAGCCCCUUCUGGGUUCCUUCCCGCUUUCUGCCUCCACAACCUCCAGGCCCGCCCUUAGCCCCGCCCUCGUCCCACCUGGACCGCAGUCCACCCAAGGGACCCCUCACGCUGCGAGAGAGGAAGAGUGCUGGAGUCCAUCAAAGCCAGGACUCCAACGCYGUGAGCCUCAUCUGGCUCCGGCAUGAUGCUGGCGGCUCUGCUGAUCACCCUCAGCUACCUGGGCUUCAAUACCUUCUUCCGGCAGGCCUAUGCUGUUCCUAUUCUGCCCCUGGGCCUGGCUCCAGACACCUUCGAUGAUGCCUAUGUGGGUUGCUUAGAGGAGAUGGAGGAGAAGGCAGCCCUCCUGCUAAAGGAGGAGAUGGCUCAUCACACCCUGCUGCGGGAAUCUUGGGAGGCAGCCCAGAAGGCCUGGGAACAUCGUCGUCAAGGGCUCACUCUGCCCCUUGGCUUCAAAGCCCAGCAUGGAAUAGCCAUUAUGGUCUACACCAACUCAUCUAAUACUUUGUACUGGGAGCUGAAUCAGGCCGUGCGGAUGGGCGGUGUCUCCCGUGAAUACUACAUGAGACACUUCCCCUUCAAAGCCCUGCAUUUCUACCUAACCAGAGCCCUGCAGCUUCUGCGGAGCCAUGGAGSCUGCAGUAGAGGACCUGGGGAGGUGGUGUUUAGAGGCGUGAGCAGCCUUCGGUUUGAACCCAAGAGGUUGGGAGAUUCUGUCCGCUUAGGCCAGUUUGCCUCCAGUUCCCUGGAUGAGUCAAUAGCCCGCAGGUUUGGUAAUGCCACCUUCUUCUCUCUAAGGACUUGUUUUGGGGCUCGUAUUCAGGCCCUAUCUGUCUUCCCUGAAGAACGUGAGGUGCUGAUUCCCCCCCAUGAAGUCUUCUUGGUCACUGGGUUCUCCCAGGAUGGACCCCGGAACCUAGUGACUCUCUGGAGCUAUGAUCGGACCUGCAGCCACUUUAACUGCGCAUUUUUGGGUGGGGAGAAGAGGCGGCGAUGUGUGCCUGGACCAGAAGUAGAGCAGCCAGAGUCUCCUUCCAAGGGGAACUUUUCUACUUUCCUAGAAAAUCCCACUCUUGGCUCCUGGGAGGUUCCAGUUCUCAAGAGCUGGGUCCUGAAAGUCCAACACCUGCCACUUAGGAAUCCUGGGAACUGGUGACCUUCAUAUGAAGAAGGGGGCUUCAAAUAGCCUUGAGAAGCAAGACCAUGGUUCUGGAUCCACCUCCAGCAGCCAUCUUCCAAAAGGGUGUGGGGAGACCUUAGGCCAUUGCAGCGUUGAGGGAAGCACACUAUCUGGUGGGGACUUCCUUGGACAAGCAAGGAAAAUACUAUGAUGGCGCCUCAAUUAAAUGGUGUCGCAGCAUGGAGGCAUGGAAUUAUAUGAUUGGUUUAUUCCAUGAGACUGGACCAUCUGCCCUUGCCAGGAUCAGGGCCUGA
This is a messenger RNA of Urocitellus parryii (Arctic ground squirrel), 1758 nucleotides long. It is a transcript of the gene Art5, whose product is annotated as ADP-ribosyltransferase 5. Lineage: Eukaryota; Metazoa; Chordata; Mammalia; Rodentia; Sciuridae. The record is from RefSeq and is a predicted model, not a curated record. Gene Ontology annotation, molecular function: NAD+-protein-arginine ADP-ribosyltransferase activity; NAD+ poly-ADP-ribosyltransferase activity.